GGAGCGGGCAGGACUGCGCGUGCGCGCGCCCCGAGAAAAAACGAAAUGGCUACAAACUUUGCUACUCGGUACAAAAAGGAUCUGAGUACCCAGACCCUCAGGACAAAACUUGCCUCCCGAAAGUCUAUCAGCCAGAAGGAGAGCAGGCACAAUGAGUUCAAUAAGGGCAGGCAGCUCGGCCUGCUUGAUGUCAAUACUCAGGCAUCCAGAGGCAAGGAAUUUUCUCUCCCGGAAGAUUCGGGUGAAGGAUACUUGCCAAAGAACAAGGCAAAGCCAGGCCAAUACUCAAACACCACAGUUAAGACGCGUGGACAAGAGCGGAUGGAAAUGCUACAGCGUUACAAAGCUGAAAAAGAGCUUCGUAAGUUAAAGGAGCAGAGGGAGAAACCUAUAUUCAGAUGUGGGCGAUUCAAACCAGAGGACCCUGUCUUCGUUCCAAAACCAUCUCAGAUUCCUGUACUAAGCAAGCCGAAGGAGAAGGAAGCUGCACCACUAGUGCGGAUGACAAGAUCAAAGACAAAGACCCACCUGCAAGAGCCAGUCGGACCGCCAGCUAGACCACAUCCUUCUGGAAUGAUGCCUGUCCCCACCAGCAAGGGCAGCCAUGCGCAAACAGGUCAGCAGAAACAGAAUCGGAUCUACUUGGAUAAACCUCCCCACACAGAGAGCAAAGAAAGGCAACCUGCAGGCUCCACAGCCACGCAUGGGAGAACCACAAGAGCAGCGGCGCAUUCCAAGACCAGGAUACCGCAGGCAUCACGACCUGCCGGCAAUGCAAGUAAUCUGCCCCAGAGAAGUGCAACACAGAAAGGAAAGCAGCCAAGAGGAGUCAGAAAGGAAGAAGCAACUGCAUCGCCCAGUGUGAAAGACAGGGCUCCUGCAGAGCCAGAGAAAGGAAAGGCAAAACUUCAGCUUGCUGCUGAAGUGGAACAGGAUGUGGCCUUCAUUGAGAAGGAAAACCUGCCAGUGUCUCCCAUCCUGGCUUCUGUCCCACCCAGGAGGACGCGGUCAUUUGCCCCUCAGAACUUUGUGUUUAAGCCCCUGGAGGGGUUGAGCACCUACAGGGUUAAACCGAUGAGCCCUUCCAGGGCAGAUGUGUUCUUAUCACCCCAUCUCUUCUGGAGCCCCAUGCAGACCAACAAUGAAGUCCUUGAAGAAGGUGCAGAAGAAUCUGAGCUGCAGGACUGCAACCAAAAAACACAGCUCUCCCCUCUCCCCGAGGUGACAAGAGAAGACUUUCCAGAGCAUCCGUCUUCACUGGGAUCUGUGGAAGUCAAGGCAGGGAUGCCUCCCGAGACGAGGGACACUGCGCCGGCCGAGGAGGAGAGCGGCCGGCGGUGUGCAGACCUGCCAGCGACAGCCCCGCCAGACCCCACAGCGGAGCUGCAGCACGGCGUGCCCUACUUCAGAAACAUCCUUCAGUCUGAGACAGAGCGGCUGUCGUCAUGUUGCCUCGAAUGGGAUGGAACAGCUGAAAUGGAUAUCCCUGAGGAUGCAAAAGAUCUUGUCCGCACCACUGUUGGGCAAACCCGACUGCUGAUAGCAGAGAGAUUCAAGCAGUUUGAAGGACUGGUGGACAACUGUGAAUUCAGACGUGGGGAAAAGGCAACUACCUGCACUGACCUGGCUGGAUUCUGGGAUAUGGUGAACUUCCAAGUAGAAGAUGUCAACAAAAAAUUUGAGAACUUGAGGAAACUUCAGAUGAAUGGCUGGCAAAUAGAGGAGGACGUCCAGUCCAGGAGACCUGCCAAGAAGAAGCCGGCCCUUCAAAGGGCAGUCAAAGCCCGGGACGGCUCUGCUGAAAGGACAGCAGCCCGGAAGCGCAUUGCUGCUAUAAAGGCAGCCCUGAAGAACAAGAUGAAGCAGGACGGGCUGGUGAAAGAGGCUGCAGAGCAAGUGGGGCCAACGGAAGCAGAAAAAAUUACGUUCGACGGCGGCUUCUUCCAGAUCGAAUCUCCUGCCAAACCUUUCCCAGGCCGAACCCCAGCAACUGCCAGCAGGACCUCCCGACGGACAUCCAGGCAGGCAGCCCCAAGAUCCGCCACGAAAGCCUUGCUGCAGAGCUGUGCAGACACCUGCGUCAUCCAGCUGGGCCUGCCAGCCGCAUCCCAAGCCCUUCUGCCUCUGCCUGACCUGAACGCACUCUGGGGCUCUGCCGGGUCUGACCCGCCCAGGUCCCUCUCCAAGCAAAGUGACAUCCGGACUGCAGAGGACUCUCACGCCAUAGCAGCAGGGCCAGCGGAAGAAGCUGUCGAUACACAAAUGAUCGCCUGUCACAGGCAGUCAUCCUCAAAAGAUUUGGAUGGCUUGGUCCCUGCCCGUCGUCAAGGGCUGGGAAAUUCCAGUCUUGAAAAGGAGGAGCCAGAAAUGGCGGAGGAGGUGUGCCAGACCACUGCAGUCCUGAACGACCGGGGCGUCUUGUGUGGUCCCAAGGAGGAUUCCCACUCAGAAGGAAUUUGCUCUCAGAGUGAAGGACCGCACACUCCAGAAAGCCUCCUGGGUGACAUCUCCUAUGACAGUGGAAUUCUUGACCACCAGCAGGGAAUUCCGGAAACCAGCCUCUUCUUCACUCCCAUCAGGAACGAAGCUGUGAAAUCUACAGCAGACGCCACGUUCAAUGACCUCAUUGUGUUCUCUCCACUUCCUCCACUAGAUGGGGAAAAAUAAGGGGUGGCAUUUAUCCUGUCGGCUGCGGGUGCCUUGGGCUUGAGAAGGACCAAAUCUGCACUGAGGAAGUGGGGUGGGUGAACUCUUUUUACGUUUAUCAUUUUGAGUUUCAUUACCGGAUUAUUUCAGUGUUAAGGUCCGAGAUGAGUAUUUUAGCCAGAGGAGGGAGUGAAACUGUGUGGUAGAGAAUGUGAGUGCUAGGCUCUUCUCGCACUUCUUUUAAAAAUAUCCUUUUAGAAUACUUAAAUGACAGUUUAAAUGGAAAAAAAUGUAAUAAAUAAAAAUAAAACAUCACCAAGAAAAUGAGUCUGACUUAAAUCAUUAGUUUACAUCUGCUUGGAUCUGUUCCAUAAACAGCGGUGCGGACCUGGCCGGUGCACUGUUCGUUUAUCCCCAUUUAGGCAGCUCCAGUCGAGCCCAGCAGUGUCACGCUCUGUGCCUCGCACACGGUUUUUAAUGCCAGAGCGAAUGUCCUCAAAAUAGCUCUUCAAUGGAUGUCAGAAGCUGCAUGGGACACCCUUUGGUCGGCUGUUCCAGCAUCGCCCCGUUCCA
Messenger RNA from Varanus komodoensis (Komodo dragon), 3219 nucleotides. It is a transcript of the gene DLGAP5, whose product is annotated as DLG associated protein 5. Gene Ontology annotation, biological process: mitotic spindle organization; regulation of mitotic cell cycle; kinetochore assembly. The record is from RefSeq and is a predicted model, not a curated record. Lineage: Eukaryota; Metazoa; Chordata; Lepidosauria; Squamata; Varanidae. The transcript has 19 exons. Gene Ontology annotation, molecular function: microtubule binding. The coding region runs from base 46 to 2667 and encodes 873 amino acids. Gene Ontology annotation, cellular component: cytoplasm; spindle pole centrosome; nucleus.